Messenger RNA from Paramecium octaurelia, 5744 nucleotides. The record is from the annotation of a GenBank genome assembly. NCBI's taxonomy places the organism in Eukaryota, Ciliophora, Oligohymenophorea, Peniculida, Parameciidae.
AUGUUAAAUUCGCAAACGUAAUCAUAAUCGGCAAUGUCAAUCUUGGGAUAUGUGCCUGCAUUAAUAGUUUAACAUUUGUUGAAUCUGAAGAUGAACAAACUGCCAAGAAGUUUACCAGAGAAAUAAAAUAUAAAGAGUGUAGUGAUGUUUGCAGACAUUUCAGGAUUCACAAAAUUAACAGAGAAAUUGAGUCAAUUGGGAACAGAGGGGGCUGAGAGAAUUGCAUUUGCAAUAAAUAGAUAUAUGGAAUUGUUAGUUCAGGGAAUAGGAAGAAGUGGAGGAGAUAUUUUCAAAUUUGCAGGGGGUAAUAAUGUUAAUAAGGUCAGAUGCAAUGAUAGUGAUUUGGCCUCCACCUCCAGAGGGGAAUAAUUUUGUUCAAUAGAUAGAGACAUUGCUCAAACAGGCAAUCCAAUCGGCUCUGCUAAUUUAGGAGAAGCUAACCAAGACCACCAUAGAGCAAGGCAUCUAAUUGAGUGUGAAAAUAGGUAAUAACUAAUGUAGUAAACAAUAGGUUUUGGAGUAGGUGAAAUGAGUAUAAUCCAUGUGGGUGGUGUCUUUAAUAGGAUUGAAUAUUUAGCAACUGGUGAUCCUUUGUUGCAAGCAUUUGCAUCUGAGCAUUGUCUUACCGAGGGUGGCAAAAUAAUAAUCUCAUAAUAAGUGUAUAAUUUGGUGAAUAACUUUUUCGAAUGCAAAGAAGUGGAACAUCAUGAAAAUCAUUAUGAAGUCAUUCAGAUAAAAAGCACUUAGGCUAAGGUUAAAAUGAAAGCAGAUGCAUUGCUAAUUAAGAAUAACAUUACAAUAGCCAAGUUCUAAGCAAUUAGGAAUGAAAUUUAAUCGUACAUUCCAGCAGCAUUAUUGCCGUAUAUAGAAAUUAAUGAGGAACCAUGGAGUGCAGAAUUGAGAAGACUUUCAGUGAUGUUUGUGAAUUUGGGAAUCGAUUUGAAUGAUGCUAAAUCAGACAAAGGAUUGCAGUAGAUAUAGAGAGUGAUAAUGACAGUCUAGAAAUGUAUUUAUAUGCAUGAAGGAUCAUUGAAUAAAUUGUUGAUGGAUGAUAAGGGCUCCACAUUGAUAAUUGUAUUUGGAUUGCCUCCAUUAUCACAUCAGAAUGAUGCAGUGAGAGCAAUUUUGACUGCUUAGUUGAUGAGAGUAGAAUUACCUAAAAUAAAUUGUGGUUGUGCAAUUGGUAUAGUAACUGGUACAGUAUUUGCCGGAGUUGUUGGGACGAGUGGAUCAAGAAGAGAAUAUUCUGUUUUGGGAGACUCAGUCAAUUUGGCAGCUCGAUUGAUGUAAGCAGCAUGUGAAGAAAAAGAAAAUAAAAUAUUAGUAUGUUCUGAAACAGCCAAGAGUGCUGAACAGAAUCUUAGUUUCUAAUUCUUGAGAUCUCAAAUUGUCAAAGGCAAAAAUUAACCUGUUGAAAUAUAUGUCCCAUUAGUUAAUUCUUAGCCAAGUUCUCCUGGUAAUUUCUUCCCCACUUUGAGAACUAACAAUUAUGCAUUUGGUUUUAAGAGGAAAAUAGAGUUUGCCAAUCAAUAGAUUUUCGGUAGAGAAGAACCUUAUAAGAAAAUACUAAAUUAAGUUGAUAAAAUUAUGAGAGGAAGUGAUAAAAAAGGUUAAUUAAUAUUAUACUAUUUUUAGGAUUAUUCAUAAUUAAGGGUUCUUUUGGAGUUGGUAAAUCUAUGUUAGUAAAGAAGGUACUUCAUCGGGUUCAAGAGAAGUUGAACAGUAAUUAAUACAAUCCUUGGAAAUACGGAGAAAUGCCACAGAUUCUUACUUCAUAAUUGACUCCUGUGACUAGAGCAUAUAAAUUGAAUGGUAUUGAAUUUAAUCUGAUUAGUGAGGACUGCGUUAGAUUUUGAAAUAAAUUUUUAUUCUUUAUUCCAAAAGAUUGGAACGUGAACCAGAUUUAUCCUUAUUCCAAUUGAUGGUAGAUGAAUAAUUGUACUCUCAAAAUACAAUCAACCUCAUGAAAGAGAUAUUAGAUUUGAAAUGUAUAUCUAGAGUUGACAAUUUCCCUCCUAAAGGAAAUGAUGACGAGAAUCAAUAAGAAUUAAAAAAAAUCGUAAUAUUUGAAUUCAUAUUAUAAGACUCUCUAAUUCCUAAGUAACUUUUUUGAAUAGGUGCCUGAAAAAUAUUAAAAUCUUUACGUUGGUAGGUCUCCUGAGGAAUUAGGAUGGGAUAUUAAGCAAUCCAAUAUCAGGUAAGUCAUCAAAUAUUCCAUUAAAUACAGUAAUAUCAUAUGUCCAGUUAUUCUAUGUUUGGAUGACAUGCAAAAUUAUGAUAAUCUUACCUUCAAAAUUAUCAGUUUAAUGAUCAAAGCAUAUGAUCGGAUCUAAGUGUUAGGAUUGUAUCGUGAUAACUUUCAUGAAAUGACACUCCAAGUGAAAACAGCUGAAAAGAAGAAGUCAUAAGAGGAAAUAGCUAUGGAUGGGAUAAGCAGAUUGGAAGAUGCCAUUGAAUAGAAUUUUUACAGUAUUAUUCAGUUGAAGGGAAUUGAGAGGAAGGGAAAAGACGACGAAUUUGCUAAAAUGAUCAGAUACUCAUUCAAUAUAUCUAAGUUAGACAUUGAGAAUUUGAAACCUGCAUAGGAAGAGAUAAGAAAGAGAGAGCCAUCUGUAACAAAUGAUGUAUGUGUACAAGAGACAUUAAAUAAGGAGAUGAAUCAUUAAUUCUUAUUCUUUUAAAAUAAGUAAUAGUUAAUAGGACAAGAUAUUGAAUUACUCCUACUAUCAUAUAUUUAUUUAAAAACCUCUGGUAUUCCUCUGAUGGUAUUGAACUUUGUGUAAAACCUAAUUGAUCAAGGAUACAUUAAGAUGGGCAAUAAAAGUGCAACAAUAACAAAGGAAUUAAUUAAUUUAAUCAAUUAUGAGGAGAGUAUCAUCAUUGAUGCUCCAUGCGAUCGCAUAGCAGUCAAUGGUCCAAUCAUAGACAAGUAAUAGAUAAUUUAAAUAACUAAGGUUGCCUUGUUUGGAGCAAUUGAUCUUAAAAGUGGCAAGUAUAAUUGGUGAUAUUUUUGAUAUCCAAAUGUUGAGUAGAAUAAAUCCAUUUAAAGCCGCAGUAAAUAAUAGAUUGCAGAAAAUGAUGGAUGAAUUAGAACAGAAAGAUUUUAUUGAGACCAUGGAAGUCUAGGAAUAAAACAUCUAUUAUAGAUUUACCUGUCCAUUUAUGAGGGAUUGCUUAUAUCAAAGAAUCACAUUUAAAUAGCGUAGAUAAUUACACAAAGCAGCUGCAGAGGCAAUUUAAUUACUACCUUUAGCAUUUGAAAUAGAUGAAAGAAUAGAGAGCAAGAAGUUGCAAUUUCAUUGGGUGAUGGCUGAACAAAAUAAUUAGUUAGUAUAGCAAUCAACCCAAAAUUUCAAGGCGAGAUAAUCCAGUGGUUCAGUUAGAAACUUAGUUUUGAGAGCUACUUUUGGGAUAGGAGCGUCAAAGCAGAAACAAGAGGACAAUAGCAAUAAUCAAGUAGCUUAGGUCAAUUAAUAUAAAUUUGAAAAUCUAUCAUCAAAGGCUAUGAGAUCAAUUAUAUUAAAGUAGAUUUCAAAUAAGUUAACGAAGAAUAAUAACAACAUAAAUACUAUUUUGAAGGAGGGGAUAUUGGAGAAGAAAUCGAAAUAGAAUGUAUCGUGGGCACCUCGAUAUUGGGUGUUAGAUGGAAAGGAGAUGAGGUGUUAUUAUACUAAGUAGGAUAUGUUAAAAAAGGAAUUGCCUCUAUGCACAAUUCCGCUGAAGGGAAUAUAUUCAGUGAUUCCAUUGGAUGUCAGAGAACAGGGAGAUAACAACUUUCCAUUAUCUAUAAGUUCCACUUUAUGGUAUAAGAAAAACAAGGAAAUGGGAGAGAGGAGAUUCCUUUUGAAUAGUAAGAAUGUGGAGGAUUUGGAAAUGUGGAUAAUCUAUCUGGAAUUUGCUAAAGCCAAAGCGAUUUAUGAUGACUUCACCAAUAACUAUGGCAAGAUCAGUUUCCCAUUAGGCAACAAUAAUGAUUAUUAUGAUCCUGAGUUCAAAUAUGAUGUGAAUAUCGAAGUAUUAAUUUGUAUUUAAAAUUAAAGAAGUAGAAAUUGUAAUUAGGAUUGCAAUAUGAUAAGAGUUAAUAAGCUAAGAUGAGCAAGAACUCAGUGCUCUCACGGAAUUCAAGAGCCUCUCGGAUGACAAUUGCAACUAAGCAAUUUAAAUUUAUGGAGAAAGCAUCCUAAGAAGAUAAUAUACUCCAGACUUCUCAAAUUAUUGAUAGUUAAUUGCUGAAGGACAGAAUCAAUUGUUUUUUGUAGAAAAGGUAUGACAUUAUUAUUUAUUUAAGUAUGCUGUUAUUGUUUUCUCAUUUGUUUGAUAUGUCAUUACAGAAGUAAGAUGAUUACAAUCUGCUUGGUCAACCAAAUAUGGUAAUGAAGAAGAUGACCAACAUCUUCAAGAUAGAUAAACAAUUGACAUCUGAGAAUAAAAAAUAAUCCAAUGCGUUUAUCAACAACUAAUCUUAGUCUUAAUCAAUAUCAAUAACUAAUUCGAGCGAUAUAAAUCCUAAUGCAAUUUAAUAGUCAUAGCAGUUACAAUAACGGAAAGCCAUAACAUUGGAUGGCAAUCCAUUGGUGGCUAAGAAGAUCGACACUAGUAUAGAUGAGGAUUCAGGGUGCAGCAGCAAUGAAGGAGGUGAAGGACUCUUGUAGACAAAGACUUUAUAAUAGAUUAUGGAAGAGGAAUGUGAUAAUGAAAUGAGUGGUAUAUUAAUUUGAUUGAUAUUUGUAGAGAGUACAAAUCAAUAACAAUAAUAAUUGAAACAAUAGAGAAAUUAAAAAUAUUUCGAAGAAAUUCGAAUGAAAUAAAGUUCAAAAUUUUAGUAGGAGGAUAGAAAGCGAUCUGAUAGUCAGGAAAGUUUUGAAUAAAAUAUUGCCAUUUCAAGAAGACAUACAGAUAGAUAGGAUUAGGUGGUUAAGUAAAUGAAUUAUUUUAAACUACCAAAUUAAUAAUAAGAGGUUAGAAACAUCACUGAAUUUAAAUUAGAUAUGGCUGUCUAAGUUGAUUUACAAAAAGUGAAUAAUUCAAUUAGUAAAUCCAUAAGUAAAUCAUCCAUUGAUCCAAAAUCUGAACUCUCGUAUCAACAAAAUGACAACCAAGAAUUCUUGAAAUUAUUUGAAAAUAGUACCAAUCAAGGAUAAUCAUAAUAGAAUAAUCAAUUCAGUAACAAAAUUCUAGAUGACAAUAAGAGAGACACCAUUUAAACACACAUUUCAUCCUCCAAUUUCUUAUCUACCCAAUAUCCAUUUUUACAUCACCAAUCAACUCUACUAUCCUCUAAUACUAAUUAGAAAAUAAGAUAGCCUCAAUAAUAUGCAAGUAGGUAGAGUCAAAUAUCUCAAAAAACCAUUGCAAAUUCAAUCUCAUCAUAAUAGCAUCAAUAUGGAACAGCAUUAAAUACUUGUAAAUCUUUGAGUGGGGAUAUCUUCACUUUAAGACCAGGCUAUAGAGUGGUUGUCACAAGGAUAGAUCAAUAGAAGAAGUUGAUUUAUUGUAAUUAUUAGAAUAUGCAAGGGUUAUUUUAUUUGAGAGAUAUUGCAGUCAUUGAAGGUAUCAUUUCAUCUAAUUCAUCUAUAGAUAAUCAAGAGGAAUCCUAGAUUAAAAUGAAAUCCAGAACACCCACUAUGUUCGAAGUCAAAUACAAAGAAUUAUUGAAUGACAGAUUCAACACAAGAAGCAAGUCUCCAAAUUAUCGCUCUGCUUAAUGUAAAACUCCUCCCAAGAAACCAUUUAUGAGAUUUUGA